UUGGCUUUCAUUCUGCGCAUGCGCAUUGUCCAGGGGAAGCCAUGUUUGGUGUUUGUCAGAUGUUUUUAAAGACGUUUUGCUCAAUUCGUGAUAUUUAUUAGUGAGGGGUCCAGGUUAAUAUACGUCUUUGAUUUAGAUAUCGGACUUCUUCAUGAAUUCCAGUUCCGACAUUUCGCGGCGCAAUCCCCAGGAGGAUUUCGAGAUAAUUCAGCGUAUAGGAAGCGGUACCUACGGUGAUGUCUACAAGGCCAGAAAUGUCACCACUGAGGAGCUGGCUGCCAUUAAAGUCAUUAAACUGGAGCCUGGCGAGGAUUUUGCAGUUGUGCAACAGGAGAUCUUCAUGAUGAAGGACUGCAAGCACUCCAACAUCGUGGCGUAUUUCGGGAGUUACCUCAGAAGGGAUAAAUUAUGGAUCUGCAUGGAGCAUUGUGGAGGUGGCUCCCUUCAAGACAUAUAUAAUGUAUCGGGGCCUCUGACGGAAUCUCAGAUAGCUUAUGUGUCACGUGAAACCCUACAGGGUUUGUACUAUCUACAUAACAAAGGGAAGAUGCACCGAGACAUAAAGGGGGCCAACAUUUUGUUGACAGACAAUGGGUACAUUAAAUUAGCUGACUUUGGAGUCUCUGCCCAAAUCACAGCCACACUGGCCAAGAGGAAGUCCUUCAUUGGAACACCUUAUUGGAUGGCACCAGAGGUGGCAGCAGUCGAGAGGAAAGGAGGCUACAACCACCUCUGUGACAUCUGGGCCGUGGGCAUCACUGCCAUUGAGCUGGCAGAGCUUCAGCCACCAAUGUUUGACUUGCACCCCAUGAGAGCCCUAUUCCUGAUGACAAAAAGUAACUUCCAGCCACCAAAAUUAAGAGACAAGAUAAAAUGGACCAAUCAUUUUCAACAUUUUGUGAAGCUGGCACUCACAAAAAACCCAAAGAAGAGGCCUUCAUCUGAUAAGUUAUUGCAGGAUCCUUUUGUCACACAGCCUCUUAGUCACACUCUUGGCAUUGAGCUGUUGGACAAGAUCAGCAACCCUGACCCUACUUCCUUCUCUGACAUUGAUGAUGACGACACAGAAUCUGAGGGAGCCAGUGCAGAGAGGCAAGUACAGCCUUCAAUGUCAGUGCCUCAUCGGAUCCCCUCCAUCAGCAGAAACGCUCGUGAGGAGAAGACACUUUCUGAAAUUAAAUUGGGCCAAGUGAAGUUUGACCCUCCUCUACGGAAGGAGACCGAGCCUCAUCAUGAACCACUCGACUCUGACGAUUUUUUGGACUGUGUGGAAGAGAUCUACUACACGGCGAGAUCUAAUUUGGAGCUUCAGAUGGACUAUGGACACGGGUCUUGUGGUUCCAUUCUCGGAGGCAAUAGGAGUCUGUUGAAAUCAGUUGAAGAAGAAUUACACCAGAGGGGCCACAGGGCUCACCUAGAGGAUGAUGGGGAGGACCACGAGGAGAAUGCUGCUGAGGAUUCUAGGGGUAGUGGUGGGGAUAAAGCAACAUCACGACAUGCAGCAUCCACCAUGAGGCCUAAAUUCCCCCCACCCCCACCUCCUCAGCCCAAGAGCAUCUCCAUCCCUCCAGUGGAUCUCCCCAGUGACCAUGAGCGCAUCCAUGACACUACUAUGUGUUGUCCAGCCAGCGACAGCCCCACAGCACCCUCCACCUGUAGCGCCCCUCAGCCAGCAGCCCCGCCGUGCAGCUUAGGCAAUGGAGUGAGUUCGACCGACGACAGCAGAGAGAAGGAGACCUCAGGGAAGGAGAAAGAGUCAUCGCCUCCGAGUGAUCCUGCACGGAAAGACAAAAAGGAUGUCCCGAUCCCUCUCAGCAAUGGACUUCCUCCAACUCCAAAAGUCCACAUGGGAGCUUGCUUCUCUAAAGUCUUCAAUGGUUGUCCACUGAAAAUCCACUGUGCCACUUCCUGGAUCAACCCAGACUCUAGAGACCAAUAUCUUAUAUUUGGAGCUGAAGAGGGGAUUUAUACUCUAAACUUGAACGAAUUACAUGACUCGUCAAUGGAGCAGCUGUUGCCACGGAGAUGUACAUGGCUGUAUGUCAUGAAUAACAGCUUGCUCUCAAUAACGGGAAAAGCGUCUCAGCUGUAUUCUCACAAUCUGUGUGGCCUUUUUGAUCAUGCUCGGCUUUCCUUUCCAACUCAUAAAUUUCCUGACAAGAUUAUUCCCAGGAAAUUCUCUGUCUCGAGUAAGAUCCCCGACACAAAAGGAUGUCAGAGGUGUUGUGUAGUAAGAAACCCAUACACAGGUCACAAGUACCUCUGCAGUGCCUUACAGUCCAGUGUGGUUCUCCUGGAGUGGGUGGAACCGAUGCAGAGGUUCAUGUUGGUUAAGAGUAUGGACUUCCCUUUACCCUGUCCUCUGGGUGUGUUUGAGAUGUUGGUGGUUCCCGAGCAGCAGUACCCACUCAUAUGUAUGGCUGUCAGCAAGGACACAGAGUUCAACCAGGUGGUUCGUUUUGAAAUAGUAAAUCCAAACUCCACAUCACCCUGGUUCACCCAAUCAGACAUCCCUCAGAGUUCGGUUAUACAGUUAACUCAACUGGAAAGAGACACCAUCCUAGUGUGCCAUGAUCGCUGCAUUAAAAUAGUGAAUUUACAAGGCAGGUUGAAAUCAAGCAAGAAACUAUCAGCAGAACUCACAUUUAACUUCCAGAUUGAGUCUAUAGUUUGUCUUCAGGAUAGUGUUUUAGCAUUCUGGAGACAUGGUAUGCAAGGCCGAAGCUUCAGGUAUAAUGAGAUCACACAGGAGAUCUCAGAUAAUACAAGGAUAUUUAGGCUGCUUGGAUCAGACAGGGUGGUAGUGUUGGAGAGCAGACCAACAGACAAUCCCACUGCACAGAGUAACCUUUACAUCCUGGCAGGCCACGAGAACAGCUAUUGAGCUUCUGAAAGGAUGAUGGAUACCCUUCGCCCAAUGACACAGGCUGAGAUCAUCAAAUGUUUUUAAUGUUUUAGAUCUUUUUGGCUUUUAUACGUGAUCAUUUUUGCACUUGUGGUUGAUUGUUGCAUUUAAAAGCAGACACUAAAAGUCACAAGUCAGGAAGCCACCACCAUAGCUGAAGAAAGAUGUCACCAUUCCUGUGCUUUGAGUUAGUUUAAGACACCAGCCUUUAUUUGAAAAUCUAAAUGUGUACAAUCUUUCAUUUUUGUAGUACUACACACUCUCAUUUUCAUAGCACGAAUAGGAAAUCAUACUGACCACAAAAGUGCUUAAGGACAUAUUAAACUACCGGAAAUAUAAAUACACAUAAACAUAUAUGUACAUUAUGUAGAUAUCUCUACAUGUUCUCCCAGUUUGUCAAUAUUUGUACAAAUAUUGGGUACAAUUGUAUGUAUUUAUGUAUGUAUGUAUGUAUGUAUGUAUGUAUGGUUACAAUUUAUGACAGUUUGAUGUCUUGGUAUCACGUUUAUUUUACACACAAAGCAUUUUACAAAAAGCACAAAGAAGUGCCCACCCCCAUAGACUUCUAUGCUGUUUUUAUGGUUUUCUACUUUUUAUCACGUUUUUUUAUACAAAGCUGUCUUAAAGGUUCAAUAUUUAAUUCAGAAAAUGUGCACUUGAUUGUACAUAUUUGCACAGUAAUUCAAGAUUUUGUUGAGUAUGUGUGUGUCCACAAAUCCUGCACAUGACUAUGUAAGGUCAUACAUCUAAAUGGGGCGGAAGCUAAAUUUCAAGGGCUGUUAGCUGUAAUACUUCAGCAGGUUUAUCUCAUAAGAUACACCCAUUGAUUGUCUAUAGAGGUGGAUCUAGGUCAGACUAUAAUGAAUUUAUUAAAGGAGCAAAUUUCGUAAACAAUUUACACUUGUUUCAAUUGGUUACAUAUAGAAAAAGCUGCUGAUGAAACUGAAUUAAAAAUGUAAGUUGACGGUGGUUAUGUUAGAAGUGAUUAAUUCAACUUAAAAUAACAAUUUUGUGCUUGAAUCUUUGCUUUCAGUUGGUGUCAAGCAGUCCAGCAUCUUUUAUUUUGUUCUGUGUUUUUAUUUGUGUUUACUUCAACUUUUUGAGAACGUGUCUGUUGAAUGUGUAUAUUUCUUAAACCAUCUUCCACCAGGAUCUAUUUUGUUCUGGCAUAUAUGUUUUUCUUUCUGACCAUUUGUAGACCAUAACCAAUCAAUCAGUAGAUCAAUAGAUGCUCCAGGUACUGAAGUAACCCAAAGGUCAUGACAGUUUAAUGUUUUCCUUAAACUGCCCAACAGCUUUCAACUAAGCAAAUAUAAUUGCAAAGGGGAUUUCUAAUGAUGAAUUUGCCUUUUUUACAGGAUUAGCUAAUAAUGUGCCAUUUAAACAAAGACGUGAGGAUUGCAGAAAAUGAACCUUUUACACCUAAUAAAAUGUUCCAUUCCAAAUA
This is a messenger RNA of Clupea harengus (Atlantic herring), 4352 nucleotides long. Its product is annotated as mitogen-activated protein kinase kinase kinase kinase 3-like. Gene Ontology annotation, biological process: intracellular signal transduction; protein phosphorylation. Gene Ontology annotation, molecular function: MAP kinase kinase kinase kinase activity; ATP binding. The record is from RefSeq and is a predicted model, not a curated record. Lineage: Eukaryota; Metazoa; Chordata; Actinopteri; Clupeiformes; Clupeidae. Gene Ontology annotation, cellular component: cytoplasm.